This is a messenger RNA of Trichoplusia ni (cabbage looper), 2405 nucleotides long. Its product is annotated as cysteine-rich hydrophobic domain-containing protein 2. The transcript is spliced from 3 exons. NCBI's taxonomy places the organism in Eukaryota, Metazoa, Arthropoda, Insecta, Lepidoptera, Noctuidae. The coding region runs from base 133 to 630 and encodes 165 amino acids. The record is from RefSeq and is a predicted model, not a curated record.
UGUUUAUGAAACGAAACGUCACUUUUGACUUUCUGUAUUCCUUUUUCAUGAAUGUGUAAAAUCCAAUAAACACUGUGCUUUGUUAUGUGUUUAUAAUAUAGGGAAUUGAUUUUUUAGUUAGUGUUAAGUACAAUGGCAGACUUUGAUGCAAUAUAUCCUGAUGAGACGGAAAUCGAGGAGAAUAUAGAGGAGACACAUGUGACGCUAGUGCCAGAUCCGAUCGUGGUUCGAGGAGCUGGAAACAUGACAGUGUUUGGCCUUAGCAACAAGUUCAACGGCGAGUUCCCCUCGGGCCUGCAGUCGCGGGUAGCGCCCGAGGAGUACCAAGCGACGGUGGCCCGCAUCAACAGCGUGCUGAAAAAGACUCUGCCGGUUAAUGUGAAGUGGCUGUUCUGCGGCUGUGUGUGCUGCUGCUGCACACUAGGAUGCUCUCUCUGGCCUGUUAUAUGUCUCAGUAAAAGGACGCAGCACUCUCUGAACAAGCUGCUGGAGUGGGAGAACAGCCGGCUGUACAACAAGCUCGGGCUUCGCUGGCGCCUCACCAAGCAGCACUGCGACUCCUCCUCCAUGAUGGAAUACGUACUUCUAAUAGAGUUCAUCCCCAAAAUACCCAUAUACAGGCCCGACUAGGCCCCUCACCUCGGCCACAUAGACUUACUACAUAUGUAAAUAUAACACGUAAAUCAUAAAUAAUAUUCUACGUCAUUGCAUCUCGAAGAUAACAACUAAUUUGCAUGGCCAAGCCAAUGAAUCUGUGUAAGCUAGAAUUUAUAUAUUGUGGAGCAGCGCAAGUAGGUACUGAUUAUUCAAUUUAUUUUAAGGAAUUUACACCUUAUUACCGAAACGUACGAGCGCUUUUUCGGUAUCAUUAGAAUUUAAAGUGUUGGAGGCAUAGUAGCAUAAUAGCGGUGUCGUUCCUCGCGCUGUGCUGUUCGAUGUAAAUAUAAGAAUACGGUACAUAAAACACGGACAUAUAAGUGCUACUGUUAAACGCUUUUUGUGUAUAGGUAGAUGCAUUAUGAAUAUCGCAAGCUUAGUCUGCAAAUGUUAUCUCAAUGUGUAUAUAUUUGUGAGGUUUGUAAGGAUAUAUAAGCUUUUGGAAGCUGCUAAAUAUGUUAUUGAUCUUAUAAGUGAAAUGAUUAGCGUAGAGAAGGCUAUGUACUGGCCAUGAGUAUGGAACCUCCUUCAUUAUUGUUGGUCGAUAUCGAAUAUUCACAGUUGUACCUUACAAUAUGAACUCGGCCAAACUUGGUCUCACAACAUUACUUCAGAUACGUAUGAUAUCUGAAUGAUUAUGUUAUCCGCGCACUUUGUAUACUUACAAUUGUCUAAGAGUAGAUUGCUGUUUAGUGUCAGUCCGUGUAGCUGCUUGCUGCCUGAGGCCGCACAUGACGCGAUGCUCGGCUCCACUCACCGGACCAUCGAUGUUUACGAACAAAUACUGUAUGCUCAAAACCAUGCUUAUGUAUAUUUUUGUUAUGUAAUUAGCGUUAAAGUUUUUAGUUUGUAGCAGAUCAUUUAUACGCCUUGAAUGUUGUGUUUAUCAUUUCCUGGCUGACCUAUUUCUACUAAGCGUAAGCUAGAUAACUUAUCUGUUAGAGACUAUUGUACAGCCAAAUAACAUUUCUCAGUAACGUUACCUUUUGUUAGGAGUGAAAACAUUUUGCCUUAUUAAAUAGAAUAGGUUUAUAACGUGGAACAAAUCGUAAGUUACUCGUGUAAAGCGGUAACAUCCACAGCGGAGUUAGUGACCUGUCUGUUCACUUGUGUUUGUAAUGACGGCGGCGCCACUGACGCACGCGACACAUUCGUGUUCGCGCUAUUUUUAUUCACAUUUAUUGAACUAACUUUAUUGAUAUAGGUCAGUGGUCAUUAUUCCGCCAAUUCAUUCUAAUCAUCGCAACUGUUCUGUCAUCGGACAGAUCCGUUUGUACCAUUUUUUUACGUUGCUAUGUAUGUGUACCUGAAUGUCGAGUUUCUGUAGAAUCGUUUAGAAUCUGAAGCCGUAGUGACAGUAAUAGCGGGGAGCCGAUUCUAAAGUAUAUGCUAGGGUAAUAUUUGGGACUGUGUUAUUAGACGAUUAGCUUAACUAAUGUUAUGUACGUUAGGUGUAUCCGCCCUCUUUUCUCUUUUCAACAUGUUGUGAAGCGUCGCGAAGGGCCGGUAUGACUUAUCAUCGCUACUAAACUAAUCCGUAAUUUUAAGAUUUUAAUUGAAACGUAGUUUGCUCGGAUUGUUAUCUUGCCACCUACUCGUUUUACUUAUUAUUUACUGUUUGAACGCAACGGUUGAAAAGCGAACAGGGUAUGUUGACAGUAAGUUGUUAUAAGGAAUUGUAAAUAUUUUAAGAAUUAUUUUUGUUCAAAUAAUAAACUUCACUAUAUGUGAUGGAAUUAUAAAACUUU